Messenger RNA from Onthophagus taurus, 6180 nucleotides. RefSeq names its product collagen alpha-1(XI) chain. Lineage: Eukaryota; Metazoa; Arthropoda; Insecta; Coleoptera; Scarabaeidae. Gene Ontology annotation, cellular component: extracellular matrix. Gene Ontology annotation, molecular function: extracellular matrix structural constituent. The record is from RefSeq and is a predicted model, not a curated record.
UCUCGAUCCCAAUUGGUGCACGCGUUUUACUUAUUGAACUGCUGGGCAACAGUUUAACUACUCCUUUUUUUUUGAGUCGCGUUUGGUAAUGUCAUCAUUAAAAGAAGGCACACAUAAUGUCGAACACAAUUUAAAAGUUACCGUUCUGUUUAACAUAAACAUCGUUCCCGGAGAGAUCUUUACACACAAACAGUUUCUUGUGGCACAGAACGUGAUCGAAAGUGUAAUACUGGUUCGUCAUAUAAAAUUGGCAAAGAGAUGCUGUUUUAAAGAGAAAACAGUUCCGGUGUUUCAAAAGUGAAAAUUAUUUGUUUUGAAAGGAUAUGGGGACGGUUUCCAGAGUUCACUAGAAACACGAUCAAAUACACGUUUAAACCAGUAAUUGGUAAAAAUGCUGGUUCAAUUGAAGUAUUACUAAUUUUUAGAUAAUUAUUAGGAAAAAUCAUGUUCUACAAUAAAUGGGUUAAAGAAGCCAUUUUUAAACAUUUCUGGCUUUUGUGUUGUUUAAAAAUAUGUGUAUUUCAAACAGUUUCUGGACAAAAAGAAAUCGUGGACCUCUUAAAUCAUGCUGACCUUAUCAGCGAACCAUUUGAACUAAAAAAAGUUCCCGGAAGAUGUUUUUCUAAUAAUAGCAAUAAUACAAUUGAAAACGAUUUCGGGUUUAAAUUAAGCGACAAAUCUCAAAUUCUACUGAGCACAAAUAAUUUAUUUCCGCAUGGAUUUCCGAAAGAUUUUUCAAUCCUAUUUGUAACCAGAGUUUUUGGACCUGGAAAUCCAAUUUUUACAAUUUACAGUGAAAACGGUGACGAACAAUUAGCUUUGACAGUUGGCCAAAAUGAAGUAACUCUACUUUACGAGGAUCAAGACGGUUUACCGGAAGAUGGAAAUUUAAUACCUUUUGAUAUUCCACUUAACAUUAACGAGUGGCAUAGAUUAGCUUUUAGUGUAAAAGGUGAUUCCGUAACGUUGAUAAGUAAUUGUCAAUCAACCAUAAGUAAAAAACUUGCAAGGAAACCUUCUUCGACUCUUACUACUUCAGGAAUUAUUACAAUGGGCCAUGAACUUAUCGGAGGUGGAUUCUACAACGGUGAUAUUCAAUUAUUGAAAAUUGCACCAACUCCUGAUGAAGCAUACGAAAUUUGCACGAUACAUGCACCUAAUUGCCCAGUUUUAACGAACGAUGGAAGUAUUGUUUCGAACGGUUCUUAUAGUUACUCUUCAAGUUCAAGUAGUGGAACUUCUUAUUAUACAACAUCUUACAGUAGUUCAUCUAGUUCUUCAUCAAGCAAUAAUUUAUUAAAUCAUGGCAAUAAUAUUGAUGCUAAGAUCAAGACUUCUUCGAGUAACUCUUUAAAUAAUUUAUCGAAUCAUGGAAGCAAUAUUAAAAAUAUUGAAUUUUCUUCAAAUGUAGAAACAGAAUCUAACCGAGGACUGAAUAUAAUUGCUCAGAAUAACAGUAAUUUUGACAUUGUCAACUCAAAACUGAAUCAGGAAAUGAUUAGAAACAAGAAUAAUCUGUUUGAACAAAGAAACGAAUUUCUUUUAAAUGGAAAUGUUCAAUUAGAGCAUCUCAACCAGAAACGAAAUUCAACGGAAUUUAAAAAUUUUAAUCAAAAUGUAGGAUACAUAGAUAAUAUGGAACAUGAUUUAAGUACGAAGGAUAAGGAUUUACAAGGCGUUGGAAGUAGUUUAAUUGGUCCUGAUUAUUCACAAUUUUCUACGGAAAGAGCUGAAGGAACCACAACUGAAAUUGAUGAAAAUAUUGAUAUGACCGAACAACCAGAAGUCACUAAUGCAUCAGAAAAAACACUAGAUCUUCCAGAUUUGCCGGAAUAUGAAAGUUCUCCAACCGAUUCAAAUAAUGGUCCCUACUCUCCAAAUUAUCCUUACAACCCUAACAGAGGUCCACCUGGUCCGCGUGGUUAUCCUGGACCUCCAGGAUUACCGGGAAAUCCGGGUCCAAAAGGAGAUUCGGGAAGGGACGGUUAUCCGGGAGUGACAGGAAGUCCUGGACCGCCCGGAAAUGUUUUCAUGCUUCCAAUGAACGUUCAAGGAAAUGAUAAAGGUCCAGAUAGCCAAACGGAAUCCUUAAGACAAAUGUUAGCUCAACACAUGAUGUCUAUGAGGGGAACUGAAGGUCCAAUGGGCUUGACUGGACUUCCCGGACCGGAAGGGCCAACAGGCGCAGAAGGAACUAAAGGAGAACCUGGUGAAAUUGGCGAACCGGGCCCACGAGGUGUAAGAGGUCCGAUAGGACAUCCGGGACGUGAAGGUAGAAGAGGUCGACCAGGAAGGGAUGGAGAUAGAGGUCUCUCUGGACCUUCUGGAACAAAAGGCGAACAAGGCAUGGUUGGUUUACCAGGUCUUCCUGGCGAUAAAGGUGAAAGAGGACAUCUUGGCUUACAAGGAGAGAAAGGAAUGCCUGGACAUGAAGGAAUGCAAGGGGAAGAGGGUCCCCCGGGAUUGCCAGGAAUGCCAGGAGAAAUGGGACCUAGAGGAUUUACAGGACCAAGAGGGCUUCCAGGAAUGCCUGGCAGCCCAGGAAUUCCAGGGAAUGAAGGGCCUAUUGGGCCUAAAGGCAGCCAAGGGCCGGUUGGACAACCGGGUGCACCUGGACAAACUGGACCGGCUGGAUCUAUGGGUUCACCGGGACCACAGGGACAUUUAGGGCCCCCAGGAAUCAUGGGUCCGCAAGGAAAGCCCGGAAUUCCCGGUCUACCAGGAUCAGAAGGUUUGCCAGGACAUCCGGGAAAUCCGGGAAUACCCGGUCCAAAGGGAGAUCAAGGUAUUCAAGGUUCAGUUGGCUCUAUCGGAUUUCCUGGAGGAAGAGGACCUAAAGGUGAUGAAGGAAAAAGAGGACAACAAGGAGAUAAGGGUGACAAAGGAGACAAGGGCCCUGAAGGAGAAAAGGGGGAAGCUGGUAGUAAAGGUGAUAUUGGAGUACAAGGAAGUGUUGGUGCAUCAGGUUUAGAAGGGCCAGAGGGACUUAAAGGAUACGAUGGACCUAGAGGAGAAACAGGGGCAAUAGGUCCUUCUGGUGAAAAAGGUAAGAUUGGCAUUCAGGGAUUUCCUGGAUAUCCAGGAAAUCCCGGUGAAAAAGGAGAUAAAGGGGCCACCGGAAGAGUAGGGUCACCUGGUGAUAAGGGAGAAAGAGGUCACCCUGGAAUUCCAGGUGAACGCGGUGAAACCGGACCUCGAGGCUUUCGUGGUUCAAGAGGCAGGCGCGGAGGAGAAGGACAGCCAGGUCCUAAAGGAGAUACUGGUCAACCUGGACCUCCAGGUCCUCAAGGAGAAGUUGGAGUUCAAGGCCCAGAAGGUCCACGUGGAUUCGCGGGGCCCACUGGAUCUCCCGGACUGAACGGAAAAGACGGUAUAGCCGGACCACCGGGAGAAAGAGGAGCCCCUGGUGACAGCGGUCCGCCAGGAUCUCCGGGUGCACCCGGAGUGGUUGGACCUCAAGGACCUACAGGGGAGCCAGGCCCAAUUGGGGAACCAGGGACACCAGGAAGUCCGGGAAUUCCAGGCGAAUCGGGAUUACCCGGGGAAGUGGGAAAAGAAGGUAGUCCUGGCCUACCAGGUCCUGCAGGAAAACCAGGAUCACCUGGAACGAGUGGAUUGCCGGGAUUUCCAGGAGAAAGGGGAAUGAAUGGAUUGCCAGGCAUUCCCGGUUUGAAAGGUGAAAAUGGUCCACCAGGGUUAAUAGGACCUAGUGGAGACAAGGGACAACAAGGAGAACCUGGUAAAGAUGGACCACCAGGUGCCGAUGGAAGAAAAGGACCAUCCGGGUCUCCAGGAUCUGGUGGAGCGAAAGGAGAACGUGGAGAACCUGGACCCGCCGGUGUUAUGGGACGCGAUGGUAUAGCCGGUGCAAGAGGAUUACCAGGAGCACCCGGGCCAAUUGGACCUCCGGGGGAAGAUGGUGAUAAAGGUGACAUCGGGCCACCUGGAGAGAAAGGAUUUAAGGGUUCAAAAGGAGAAAGCGGCCCAGAAGGGUCAUCAGGUCCUCAAGGAUUACGAGGUGAACCUGGUCCAGUCGGUCCUAUCGGAGAAAGAGGUCCUCCUGGUGAAAUUGGACGACAAGGGAUUAAAGGAGAAGAUGGUCCAAUAGGCAUCCAGGGAACUGCUGGACCAGCAGGUCCUCAAGGAUUACCAGGUCCACCAGGAAUUAAAGGAGAAAUAGGAGAUCUUGGCCAAAAAGGCCCACCUGGUGCUCCGGGAUCGCAGGGAGAACAAGGACCUAGAGGAACAAAAGGAGUAGAAGGUUCACCAGGAGCUACUGGACCCGAGGGUUUACAAGGAAUAAAAGGAGAUAGAGGAGAACCGGGUCCGAUGGGAACAAUAGGACCCGAAGGAAAACAGGGUGAGCGCGGUCUUCAGGGGCAAAAGGGAGAAGAAGGAAAGCCGGGUCUUCCUGGAUCGAUCGGGCCCCGCGGUGCUAUUGGUCCGGAAGGUGCAAAAGGAGUUGCCGGUCCACCAGGAUUUCCAGGCCCUCCUGGCGAACCCGGAGGAGUCGGUGUUAAGGGAGAUAUUGGUAAAGAAGGUGAAGACGGUAAACCUGGAGAACCUGGCCUUCCUGGAGAGAUUGGUUUACCGGGAAAAAUGGGUCCAGUUGGUACCCCUGGAAAACCUGGCUCUGAAGGACCCGCAGGAGUACAAGGCAACACUGGGCUACCAGGAGAAAAAGGUGAUAAAGGAGCCUCAGGUCCCCCAGGCCCUAUGGGACCGGUUGGCGUUCAAGGAAUUCCAGGUUCGCAAGGAACAACUGGUCCAAGAGGAUCACCAGGCCAAGCUGGCGAUAAUGGUCCACCGGGUACACCGGGAGUUCCCGGAUCAGCUGGUCCAAUUGGUUCUUCUGGUCCUCGUGGUCAAAAAGGAGAUCGCGGAAAACGAGGCCCGAAAGGUCAUCGCGGAGAAAUGGGCCACCAGGGUUUGAAGGGCGAAGCGGGUGAAAAGGGGGAGAGGGGCGAAAAAGGUCCACAAGGAGUUGAAGGCAAAAAAGGUGACAUCGGACCGAUUGGCCCACCAGGUCUGAAAGGAAACGAUGGCCCUGUUGGGUUAUCUGGAUUAGAAGGGCCUGCUGGCCCUAAAGGGUCUGAAGGAAUCGGUGGAUUGAAAGGAGAACCUGGUCCCGUGGGUCCUCCCGGACCGCCCGGACCGGCUGCUGAUAUGCCUUUGGUACCACCAGAGCUAUUGUUUCAAUUGCAAAGUGGAAACUACGAUAAAGGACCUCCAGCACGAAGAAGAAGAAGUCUAGAAGAGUUGAUAACUGAAUAUGAAGAUAUUGUUACCACAACAACUGGAAAUCCUGGCGAUGCAAAUGUUGACGACGAAGACGGUUACAAUAAAGAGGACGUCAGUUUGAAAUUUUUGGAUAUGUAUAGCAGUAUUUAUUCGAUGAGGCAAGAUUUGGAGCGAGUUAGGAAACCAGUUGGUACAAGAGAUAACCCAGUUAGAACUUGUAGAGAUUUGUAUUAUGGCCAUCCGCAAUUUCUUGACGGUUGGUAUUGGAUAGAUCCAAACUUAGGAAUGAUAGACGACGCAAUUUAUGUGUAUUGUAACAUGUCAUCGGAAGGCGAAAGUUGCGUUUUUCCCGACGUUCAUAGCGCCAAGAUGCCAAAUAUUCCCUGGAGAAAAGAGAACAACAAUAAAAAUGAUUGGUAUUCGAACUUACGCGGUGGAUUUAAAAUUACUUAUGAAACAGUUGGCUUGGUACAAAUGACAUUUCUUCGUCUGCUUUCCGAAAAUGCAUACCAAAACUUCACGUACACGUGUAUGAAUAGCGCGGCUUGGUUUAAUACAAAAACAAGUAAACACGACUUGUCUAUAAAAUUAUUAGGAGAAAACGAUCAAGAAUUUUCUUAUCAAGCGAUUAAACCAAUCAUCGUUUUCGAUGGAUGUAAAUCUAGGAAAAGUAAAAGUGAAACUGUUUUUGAGAUACGAACUCCGAAGCUGAACCAAUUACCUAUUGUCGAUUUUUAUCCAGUAGAUUAUGGAAAUUCAAAUCAAGCGUUUGGAUUCAAUGUUGGACCAGUAUGCUUUAAAUAAGAACCAUAAUUUGUUAAAUAAUCGUUUAGGUUAUAUUGAAUGUAUUGUUAUUGCGGCACUAUUUAUAUUCCAAGAUUAAGAACAAAGAGGAUGUGUAUAUAUAAAUUUAGAUUAAAUGUGUAUUUUUGUUUUUGA